AUGUCGGACGAACAGGAACAUCCAGAACACCCACCACCGGAUUACCACACCAUUCCCCGCAGAGCAACAGCGAUCGAGUGCAUACGAACAUCCGCAGCCCCAUCUCCACCUAGCCGCUCUUCCCAGGCAUUCAAGGCCAACGGCACAAUAUAUGUAGCUGGCCAGGUUGCGGCUGCGCCUCGUGUUGGUCUUGCUAUUGGGUCGCCCUCUUCUAAUGCUGAGCGGAUCUUCUAUAAUAUAGAGGUUAUCCUUAAGGCUGCCGGAUCUAGUCUUGACAGGAUUGUUAAGACAACGGUUUAUUUCAGGGACUGUUAUCAGGGCGUUUCGGAUUUUGAGGCGGUUUAUAAACGGAAGCUGCCUUUUGCUCCGCCGCGAACUACUGUUAUGGUCUCUAAGAUGGAGAAUAGGGAUGUGCAGAUGGAAGUUAUUGCCGUGGAAUAG
This is a messenger RNA of Penicillium antarcticum, 441 nucleotides long. RefSeq lists its product as uncharacterized. The transcript is spliced from 4 exons. The record is from RefSeq and is a predicted model, not a curated record. The coding region runs from base 1 to 441 and encodes 146 amino acids. Gene Ontology annotation, molecular function: deaminase activity. Lineage: Eukaryota; Fungi; Ascomycota; Eurotiomycetes; Eurotiales; Aspergillaceae. Gene Ontology annotation, cellular component: cytosol.